AUGGUGGCGGAGGCUGCGGCGGCGGAGCUCCGCGAGGCGUGCGCGGCGCCGGCGGCGGAGCGGGUGGUGGCGGAGCUCCGCGAGGCGUGCGUGGCGCCGGCGGCGCGGCUCAACGAGGUGGCGGCGGCGAUGGAGGCGGAGAUGCGCGCCGGCCUGCGCGAGGAGGGCGGCAGCAACGUCAAGAUGAUCAUCUCCUACGUCGACAACCUCCCCACCGGGAACGAAGAGGGUGUCUUCUACGCCUUGGAUCUCGGCGGAACAAACUUCCGCGUCCUGCGCGUGCACCUCGCGGGGAAAGACAAGCGUGUCGCCAAACGAGAGUCCAAGGAGGUAUCCAUCCCUCCUCACCUCAUGUCGGGCAACGCUUCGGAGCUGUUUGGUUUUAUCGCUUCAGCUUUAGCCAAGUACAUCGCGAGUGAAGGGCACAGCAAUGUGUUUGAUGAUAAGCAGAGAGAACUCGGGUUCACAUUCUCUUUCCCUGUGCGACAAACGUCGAUUGCAUCAGGCACGCUCAUCAAGUGGACCAAGGCAUUUUCGAUCGACGACGCUGUAGGUGAGGAUGUUGUUGCUGAGCUGCAGACGGCCAUGGAGAAGCAAGGCGUCGACAUGCAUGUGGCUGCACUGAUCAACGAUACCGUCGGGACACUGGCUGCGGGUCGGUACAAUGAUGAGGAUGUCGUCAUUGGUGUGAUAUUAGGUACUGGCUCAAAUGCCGCGUACGUUGAAGAAGCGAGCGCCAUACCGAAGUUGGAGGGAGAAUUACCCAAAUCAGGAAACAUGGUGAUAAACACAGAAUGGGGUAACUUCGACUCGUCCUGCCUCCCAAUCACAGAAUAUGAUCAAGCCUUGGAUGAGGAAAGCUUAAACCCAGGGGAACAGAUCUUCGAGAAGUUGAUUUCAGGGAUGUAUCUUGGCGAAAUUGUAAGGAGGGUACUGCAUAAAAUCGCGUCACAAUCUUCAAUCUUUGGCAAUGUCAGCCACACUAAGCUCAAAACUCGCUUCAUUCUGAGGACUCCUGAUAUCUCAGCGAUGCACCAUGACGAUACGCCUGACCUGAGAAUCGUGGCUGAGAAACUGGCCGACAACCUCAAGAUCAUGGACACUUCCUUGGAUACAAGGAAGAUGGUCGUCGAGAUCUGCGACAUCGUCACCAGCAGGUCUGCCCGGCUGGCCGCGGCAGGGAUCGUUGGGAUCCUCAGGAAGAUAGGGAGAGCAGUGCCCGGUGACGGGCGCCGGUCCGUCGUCGCCAUCGACGGUGGCCUGUUUGAGCACUACGCCGAGUUCAGGAAGUGCCUGGAGAGCACUCUGGUGGAGUUGCUCGGGGAGGAGGCGUCGAGGUCGCUGGUGGUGAAGCUCACCAAGGACGGGUCCGGCCUCGGAGCCGCCCUGAUCGCAGCUGCUCACUCGCAGCCCCAGCACUGA
Messenger RNA from Miscanthus lutarioriparius, 1422 nucleotides. The record is from the annotation of a GenBank genome assembly. Lineage: Eukaryota; Viridiplantae; Streptophyta; Magnoliopsida; Poales; Poaceae.